UCUAUAGCGUCGCAGAAAGCGACACACACAUACCGCGGCGCCCCUUUGGAUGUCUAGCGUCGCACAUUACGUCGAUCAGCACAUGAUUUGAAGUACCAAGGCGCAAUGUCGCAUGAAAGAAGGCUGGGCAUGGGACUCCUGUUCCUGACACUGCUUAUCAAGGACACGCUUUCCGAAGAUACAUGGGUGGAGAAGGUCGAGCGACGCGUGAAGCAAAACUUGGGUGACUCCAUCCAGUGGAUAUCGGGACCCGAUCACAAACAUGAUUUGGAGAGGAGAGAGCAGUCUUCAUUUAUCCGGAAAAUGGGCAUCGGCAUUGCCAUCGCCUUCGGCUGUCUGGGGGCAGCGAUUGCUUGCUUUUGUGCCUACAUUUGCGCGAGAAAGAGAAGAAAUGCACAGAGGGCGCAGCCUUUGGUAGGAGCCUCCUGUCUGACGCCAGCCACUUCCGGUUCCUCAGUACCAGUUGGCCCUGGUUACCUGAACCCACAAUGUCCUCGGCCCUGCAGUCAGCCGUGGUCUCAAGCCCCGUACGGCCCACAUCAACCUCAGCAGUCAUACCCGCCGUCCUACAUCUCGUCCUACCCUCAGCAGCAUGCCCAAAUGCCCGAACAUCUAGGGGCCACUGCACCACCUUCCGCUCCUACAGCACCUCCGGUGUCGUUUGAGCAAAUGCCCAUGCCACCGCCGCCAUAUGACUACAAGGACUACAAAGACCCGAGCCGUUACUAGACUGCCGCAUGGAUGUCCGAACUCUAUUUCUACUGGAGUCUUCAGAACAUCGGCAUGGGACAAGCGGUGCCUUCAAGAGCUGCCCCAGGACUCGGGUCUACUAACAGAUCUGCAAGACACAGUGUACUAGAGACUGUUCUGUGACACUGCUUGUGAUCCGUAGGCUACAUGAAAUGGGUUCUUCGUGUUAGCUGUAGUCUGACCUCCUCAGGAAGUGUGUUUAGGCGUCAUCGCUUCCAGGGUCAGAUGCUCUUGCGUAUUGGCAGCCAAUGACAAGAUCCUGCUGAGACAGAACAUUGGACCGUCAAUUUCGGCAAAUGUGCGUACGACGAGGUGUUAUGGACCACACAUAUGGAAAUGGGUCCUGUUGUGCGUUUUAUGCGUUCGAUCUGAUGCCUAGCGGUAAAAUCUCAAACCCCGGGAAAGGGGGAAAGGGGUUCCAGUUUUAACACGUAUGCGAGACGUAUACGCUUGAAUAAAGACCAGAAAUGUACAGUACAUUGGAAACAUUCGAGUUGUAAUCAUAUUUGCGUCUCC
Molecule: messenger RNA, 1266 nt
Organism: Ixodes scapularis (black-legged tick)
Lineage: Eukaryota; Metazoa; Arthropoda; Arachnida; Ixodida; Ixodidae
Exons: 4
Coding region: 106-729 (207 amino acids)
Source: RefSeq, a predicted model, not a curated record